UUUUUUCCACUGGGGUUGAAACCAGAGAUGAUUCACAGCUGUAUGCGCGGAUAGCGCACUGCGCGCUAAGAAACGCGUCCUUUCUACAACAUCGGCUACACAUACAUGAACUUUGCUUUAAACACGUCUCUCUCUUACGGUAUACUUUUGGUUAGAUGUGUUUUUAACUUUGUAGAUGUUCAGCGAGACCAUUUGUACUUCCUGGCGUGUAACUAAUUUGGGCUCAGUAACUAGACGCUCCGACGAAACUUUCCUCAAACGGCGGCUUUCUCUCUUUAUAUUGUAAGUGCAUGUAAUAAUAUUCAUAAAAAUAAUCAAUAUCUGCAUGUUUCUGUUUAUUUAAACAUUUUAUUCUUGUAAUGGCGCUCUUUUUGUUUUGCUCCGAUUUUCUUGCAUGUGUUAUGUAAAAAAGGACUAAGCAGAUUAAAAUUGGUCUUCGUCUGUGUUUUACUGUUAGUCAAAUUUACAUUUUAAAGGACUUAUUGUUAAACCUAAGAUGUCUGCACUCAUAUCAGAGUAUUUCAAAUUUGUUGCCCUCUUCUUCAAGAGUAAAGAUGUUGUAAUCUUUAAUGGACUUAUAGGUUUAGGAACCAUAGCCAGUCAGUCGGCAUACAACAUAUUUGCGUUUAGCUGUCCAUGUUCACCAACAAAGAAUUACAUCUAUGGAGUGACUGCCAUCGGUGUACCCGCCCUUGCUUUCUUUGUUAUUGGGGUAAUGCUCAAUAGAAACAUCUGGGACGUUGUGUCUGAGUGCCGCACGAGAAAAUGCCGAAAACUGUCUGGGACUGCUGCUUUUGCUUUGCUUGGCACCAUUCUGGGAAGAGCAAUUGUCGCUCCAGUCACCUGGUCUGUGAUUUCCCUCCUGAGAGGAGAGGCGUAUGUCUGUGCUUUUAGUGAGUUUAUAGAGCCCUCCACUUUGGACAAUUUCCCUCCAACUACUGAUGCUCCAAAAGUCAUGGCCCGGUUUCCAUGUAAAGAUUUACCUGCUCCGCUGAUGGCUUUCUACGGAGAGGUUGAACGCCGAUUAAAGUAUGAAUCUCAGCUUUUGGGCUGGCUGCUGGUGGGUGUCUUCGCCCUCUCCAUCUUUCUACUUCUCUGUCUAAAAAACUGCUGUGCGGCCCUCGGCUAUCAGCAAGAGGCUUACUGGUCCCAGUUUCGUUCCAAUGAACAAGAACUUUUCCAGCGUACGGCUGAAGUUCACGCUAAAUAUCACGCUGCUGAAAAUGUCAAGAGCUUCUUUGGCUUUGUGGCAUUGGAAAAUCAGGAAAAGGAGCUUCUCACACAGUGUGGGGGUAUCAAGAGCGUCAUUCCUAGUGUGGAGUGGAACCGGAUCACAGGGGUUUACAUGUACAGAGAGAUCAAUGAUACACCCAUGUACAGCCGUUUAAACAAAUGGGCCAGUUACACAAAUGAAAAUGACUGUUAGUCUGUUGAAAAAUAAUUGAACAUGUUAAAUGGUGGUGGGUUUUCUCUAAAAUGCAUUAUGAAUUGUUCAUUUUUAUUGGAUGAUUAAUUUGCUCAUUGUGGUAUUAUUUGGAACUGUAAACUGUAAUUCACGGUUGCUGUUUUUGUUUUAUUAGAUUUUUAUGUGUAAGGAGAAGUUUUGUCAUCGCUGGCAACUUAAAUGGUUAUGUUUUGAUAACGCACAACUUUUUACUGUAGUAUCUGUUUUAAGAGACAUGAUUCACUCUCAGGUUGUGGUGACCUCUUGUUCUUCUUUGUUCACCAAUAAAGUGCCUUUGCUAUGAUACAUUUGCAUAUGAAUGAAUAUAUGAAUAAGAAAGGAUGGACAAGAAUUAAGAAACACCCAAGCAGUAUAUUACUGGCAUGCAUCCACUUAAGUUUAAUCAUCUCUAAAUCAUCCUAAAAACAAAGGUUUGACCCAUUUACUUUGGUACAGAAGGCUCUAUGCAGUGGAAAAGGCUCAGAUAACAAAAAGUUAAGAAAUAAAUGGUUUUGAGUGUUUUUAUAAUUUGUAUUUCACCCUGCCUGUCAAAACCCAGCAAAAGUUUUUUUUGUAUGUGUGUGAUAUUCUGUACUGUUGUCUACAUAAAAUCAUACUAAAUAAUGUAAAGAUCAUUCUGUGAAAAUAUAACCUUGAUAUAUUUAAUAUUGACUAAGGCCAUGUCAAAUGUGGAUAUCAGUGAUUGAAAUCAAACUUUGAUGCUUCUAAUCUCAUAAUUAGAUGCAUGCGGGCUGUUUAUCUGUGUGUCUAGCAUGAGCGAAAAACUGUUGCCUACAUCAGUUGACUAAAACGGCAAUUAAAUAUCAGUGAAUUUGUCACAUUCUCAAUUUCAUUAUGUUUUAUGUUUACAAUUACUUUGUAUUUGGCAGGAUUUAUGUUAAAAUAUCCCCAAGAAAAUAUUCCCUGUUAAAUCUGUCUAUUGUGUUCUCUCAGAAAUAAAGGUACAAAACUGGUGUGGUACUUUCAGAAAGUACAAA
Misgurnus anguillicaudatus (oriental weatherfish) is the source of this 2442-nucleotide messenger RNA. Its product is annotated as calcium homeostasis modulator protein 2. Gene Ontology annotation, cellular component: plasma membrane. Gene Ontology annotation, molecular function: monoatomic cation channel activity. The record is from RefSeq and is a predicted model, not a curated record. NCBI's taxonomy places the organism in Eukaryota, Metazoa, Chordata, Actinopteri, Cypriniformes, Cobitidae.